GGCACGCCAAGGCACGCUGCUUGUUCCAGCCGUCCAAAAUCUGUCACCAACACAACCACAACGAACCUGUACCUUUUCUUCAGCCGCAAUCAAUCAUCAUGCCCUGCAUCACGAGCUCGCGAUUCUGCCUCUGGGGAGCACUGAUAUUCUCCUUCUGCUGUUCGCAGGGCUAUGGCCAAGUUGAACUCCCCGCCUUGCCGUACGGAGAGUCUGACCUUGAGCCAUAUAUCACCGCCGAGACCGUGGGCUUUCACUACGGAGCGCAUCACCAAGGAUAUGUGAACAACAUGAACGCUUUCAUCGAGGCUGAUCCUGAGCUCGAGGGCCUUUCCCUCUGGAAGCUCAUGAAACAGACCGAGGGGACGAUUUUCAACAAUGCCGCCCAGAUCUACAACCACAACCUCUACUGGAACUCGCUUUCGCCUAGCGGGGGCGGAAUGCCGACGGGGGAUCUCUACACCGCUAUCGUGGCGGCCUUCGGCAGCUACGAGGACUUCCAGACAGCGUUCACCGACUUGGCCUCUGGACACUUCGGCAGUGGGUGGGCCUGGCUGAUGAUGCACGAAGAUGGCUCCGUGGAUGUGGUGGACUCGCACGACGCCUCGAACCCCGUGAGCGAGGGACUUGGAUUCCCGCUCCUGGUCUGCGACGUUUGGGAGCACGCCUACUACCUCGACUACCAGAACCUGAGGGCCUCCUACAUCGAGGGUUGGUGGGCUUUGGUCAACUGGGACUACGCGGAGUCGGAGUACACCCGCGUGUUGAACAAAUACAACAACAGGAAAAACUAAGCAGCAAUACUCUCGAACAAGUCUGUGUCUUCUCUUGUGUGUGUGUGUGUGUGCCGUGCAUUUUAUCAUAUUCCGGCGGUCAGAGGCUGCACGCCUUGUUUGUCUAUGUGUUCUGGACGCAUCCGCCAGGGUGACAAGUAUGGCAAGACGAAUGGAGACGGCCUGGGCAAGUGCAAACACUUGAAACAGACACCAAAUUGCAACGGAGCCCUUCUCAUAAGGCCAGGGCUGGUAAACUAUCUACCACGCACCGCUUUACUCUAGUCGCCGUCGCCUGUCGCAGCAGUCAGCGGCCAAGCACGGUCGUCACCUCUUCCCGUCUACUGUAGCUUGCUUUCCUGCAGGCUGUCGUUACACUUUUUUUUUAUCACAUUGCAACGCGGGCAUGAUGCCGUUUUUUCUUGAGAGCAAGCGACAGGUCAAUCGGGAUGUUCACCACAUGUUGCCCGAUAUAGUUGUCCACGCGGACGAAGCCCCUGUAGGGUGCAGUGGGAGGGGCAUUUUGCACGGACACCUGCACGCUGUCGCUAUACUUUUUUUUUUAUCACAUUGCAACGGGCAUGGUGCCGGUUUCCUGAGAGCAAGCGAGAGGUCAAUCGGGAUGUUCGUUCACCACAUGUUGCCCGAUAUAGCUGUCCACGCGGACGAGGCCCCGGUAGGGUGCAGUGGGAGGGGCAUUUUGCACGGACGGUGGCCCAUCCAGAACCACGAGUCGGGGGAGGCCAUCUAAAAAGGGUUCAUGGUGGGCACGAUGAGGGGAACGCCAAUGUUUGCUUUUGGGUUGGGGCGGGGGGGGGGGCUGGGAACGUUGGGUGGGAUAUGGAAUAUAGAGCAGGUGACGAAACGGUUGCGCAUGUGCUGCGAUGGUGUGACGGCGUGGACAGCAUGCACUACGUUUAUGUAAUGUUUGGAAUGGACGCAAGAAGUGCAGCCCAUGGCAGAUUUUCGGCGCCAUUCCCGUUUGAAGCGGCCGUUUGCAAGUGGUGUGUUGGGUCGAUGUUCACCGGGGCAGUAUUCGAACUUCAGCUGUUCCAUGCCGUAGUUGUGUUGAUCAAGUUGUAUCCCUUGGGUGAGAUGGCUGCUUGUCUUCCUUCGAGCAGGAAUUUUGGUUAUUUUGAGUAAUUUCCUUGGAUCAUUUGCUUGUCACACCACACCCUUUGGUAGAGGGCCACUGCGCACAGCACUGGUUGAGGUUUCGUUCUCAAAUGUCCUGUAGGCGUUUAGCCCGAGUGCGCUAAACGGUGCUCAAUGUCAUGUGAGUUCGCUAGCAGAGAGGAAGUCGAUCACAGCGAUCGUUUGUUGGAUAAUGUAAACCUAUAUUAUUUCG
Molecule: messenger RNA, 2118 nt
Organism: Ectocarpus siliculosus
Lineage: Eukaryota; Phaeophyceae; Ectocarpales; Ectocarpaceae
Source: the annotation of a GenBank genome assembly